AUGGCGACCACCAAAACCUCACACGCUCCUUUCCCAGACGUCGCUGGAUUACGCACAUCAGGUCCUGACUUUUCCCGAGUCGGUCAGCACUGCAAGCUAUUGCGAGUCGAGGAGACGCUUGAGCUGGAUGCAGACGCAGCAUCUUCUUUCGCCAACAAAGAUCUCGACCUCGCUGUCCUGUCAGCCCUCUGCGUCAUCCUCUUCCACUACGGAUCGCAUGAAGCUACCAAUGUACAAGUACUGCAUACACUGCAAGAUGGCCAUGAGAUCGUUGUCCAACUCGACUUUGCAGAGCAACGGGAGCUCGCUGAUUUCGAACCACCACAACUUGCCAAGCUCGUUGAUUCCGCAAGGCAACGAUCAAUCCAAGCUCAGAAUCUCGAUCACGGCUACGCUGCUUUCUAUGCACCUACCAAGAACCAUGCACCUUCCAGCGAGUUUGACAAGCUACAGUUCGACGUAAGGCCAGAGAUCUCGCUCGCUCUUUCGUAUCAUCUCCGAGAUAGCAAACAUCUCCUCCUCCAAAUCAAGGCAGCUCCCGCCGUUCAUUCCGAACAAUCAGCCCAACUACAAGUUCGUCAAGUUGCCGCACUUCUCCGAUCAUUUCAUCAUGACACCAAAAUGCAUGCUCUGUCUGUUGAACGCUUCGAUUGGAAGCUCAGAGCUUCCGACAACUCCAACUACGUCCAUCUGCCUGAUCCAGAAAACCUUCACGAUCGACAUGCUGACCGACUAGAAACCGAGUUUGAAUACUUUGCCGACAAUACGCCAGAAGCAUUAGCGCUUGACUUCCGCUUCGAUCUCAAGGAUCAAAAGUCGACCAAGUGGACCUAUGCCCAGAUGAACGAGCGAGCGGAAAAGGUCAAACAGCUUCUCUGGAGUCAUGGCAUUGGCUCUGCAAGUUCAUGUCCUCAAGUAGAUCACAUUGUUGCCCUCUAUCUAGAAAAGAGUCCCGAGACCUACCUCUCCUUCAUCGGUGUGCUCAAAGCCGGCGCUGCAUGGUGUCCUAUUGAUACUGACUGGCCGCCCUCCCGUAGACAGGCGCUUCUCGCCAAGUCCAACGCCAGCAUUGUCCUGACUCACGACGAUAAGAUCUCAAAACAGCUCGAGCAGGAUCUGCAAAGCGGCCAUGUCAAGAGCAAGGGUGGUAUCAAGGCCAUCCGACUCGAUCAGCUCGAUGCCGAGCUUCAAAAUGUCAAUGCAAUCCCAAACGAUGCAAUCCCCAACGAUGCAAUCCCCAACGCAGAGGGUGCUCGAUCAAUACAGCAGCUGGCCUACAUGAUCUGGACUUCCGGUACCACUGGUCUUCCCAAGGGCGUCGGUAUUCAACAUCUGGCCAUCAUCCAAGCUAUGCGAUCCCUUCGUCUCUACAUCCCCUAUGGCAAGGCCAAGAUCGGCACUGAUCAGAUCCGUUACUUGCAGUACUCGGCCUACAACUUUGAUCUGUCCAUCAUGGAUUGCUUUUACACAUGGGGCCUUGGCGGUACCAUCUGCUCGUGUCCGCGUGGCGUGCUUCUGCAGGAUCUCGUCGAGGUCUGCAACAGCAUCCAGCCCACACAUACCCUCUUGACACCGGCAGUCAUGGCCAUGACCGAGCGUCAUCGUGUGCCCAGUCUCAAGGUGGUCAUCUCGGGAGGCGAAAAGCUCAGCCAGGUCGUGGCAGACGAGUGGAGCAAGGACUGCUGUCUACUCAACCUCUAUGGCCCUGCUGAAGCCACCUUGAUUGCCAUGAACCGUCGCGUUCCCUACCGAGACCGCGUCAAGGCUCCCAACAUUGGUGUAGCACUGCCCACCGUUUCCUGCCAUGCCCUUGACAAGCAUGAUCGCGUCGUCAUCAAGGGUGCUGUCGGCGAGCUUGUACUUGGAGGUCCUCAGCUGGCGCGUGGAUACGUUGGUGAUCCCCUCAAGACUGCCGAAAAGUUCUUCCCACAUCCACAGCUCGGCAGGGUCUAUCGUACUGGAGACCUCGUGCGUCAGCUCGACAAUCAAGAGUUCGAGUACCUUGGCCGUAUCGAUGACCAGGUCAAGGUCAACGGUAUCCGUAUCGAGCUCCUCGAGAUCAACGCCGCGAUCAAGAAUAGCCACGACAAGAUCAAGGACUCGGAGACCAUGGCCUUCCCCAAGAAGGGCAACGAAAGCGAGCAGCAGAUUAUCAAUUUCUCUGCCCUGCCAGGCGGUCAGCCCGGAGAGCUUCUCAGGACUGACGAUGAAGCUGUUCCUGUCGCACGCGCACUUCAAGCCAACGCCAAGAAGAACCUGCCGUCAUACAUGGUGCCCAACCUGUUUGUCAUUCUCUCUCACUUCCCGCGCACUUCGAGCGCCAAGAUCGAUCGUAUCGCUCUCAAGAACGUCCUUGCCAACUUUGAUCAGCUCGAUUGGGAGAACAAGCUCGCAAACCAAGGCGAUGACGAUGACAUCGACCCAGCAUCCGCUGAGGCUGAAGCUUGUCUGCGCAAGUGGCUUGCUAAGCUCUGCAAUGUGGAUGCCAACAAGAUCGGCCGCAAGACCCCCUUCACCAGCGUUGGCCUCGACUCGAUCCGCGCCAUGACCUUCUCGCAGCGUGUAUCUCAAGAAUUCUACUCUGUCUCUGUGCUCGAUGUCGCUCGCUUCCCUACUCUCAAAGCGCUCGGUGAGCAUUUGCGGUCCUCUUCGGGGAGCGGCCAGAAACGUGAACAGCAGGCUGCUCACUUCCUUGCCGAGUGGGAUGCCGCCUUCCGACCUGCAGUGUCUUCCUGGCUUCGGCAAAGAGGGUCAACUGUGGAGAAUGCAGACAUCCAGAAGAUUCUUCCCUGCACACCGCUACAAGAAGGUAUGCUGGCAGAAUCUCAGCGUGACACUUCCAGCUACCGCAUCCAGCGUCAGUACCAGCUGCCUUUGGACUGUGAUGACCAACGACUCCGACAAGCCUUGUUCAAGACUGUUGAGCACUUUGACAGUUUGCGCACAUCCUUCGCUGACGCCGGAUCUCUUGACAUCGACAGCAAGGGCCAACAGUGGCCUUUCCAGCCGCACUUCCUGCAGUUGGUAUGGAAGUCAUUUACUCCCAAAAUUGAGCACCUGAAGAUCGCAGAUGACGUCAAUGCCGAGCAUGCCAUUCUCUCUACCGUCAAGUCGAAGCUUCAGUUAGAUCCCUUCGCAGUCGUACCCCCGGUUGCCUUCCUCCUGGUUGAACAGGGCAAAAAGAGGUCGUUGGUUUUGGUCGCUCAUCACAGUACCUACGAUGCUCGAUCCCUUGGCAUCUUCGAGGACUACGUCGAAGCGUACUACCAAGGCGCGGCGCCUCCGCCUUCGAGUCAGUUUUCAACUGCCUUAGCUCAGAUUUUGCCUAUCGAUGAAAAGGAGAUGAAAAGACAUGCCGAGGUCUGGAGCAAAGCGCUUUCCUCGUAUCCGAAAGGAGAAGCUGCCCCUUUCCCGAUCCUGUCGCUGACCAAGGCAUCAGAUGUAGAUGCAGAGGAGGCCAAUUUGCAUCAGUCUAGGUACAUGGAAGCCAACGUCCGUUGGGCGGACAUUGAGACCGUUUGCCGCCGUCUCGGCGUCUCCGCUCGACCUAUGGUGCAGACGGCUUGGGCUAUGGUUCUCUCCUCAUACCUCGAGUCUCCCCACCUCAUCCUCGGCGACUCGGUGUCUGGCCGGACUCUGUCUGCUGAUCUUGAUCAGGUGUACGGUCCCGUCCUGUCUACUGUACCAGUCCCUUUCGUGCUUCGACCUAAGCAGAAGCUCAGCGACCUGAUCAGGGAAAUGAAUGCAUUUCACACCUCUGUCAUGGAAGCCCAGCACACCGAUCUGGGAGCGAUCCGUCGCUUGCUUCAGGUUCCGCCAGGAGAGCACCUCUUUCACUCGGUCUUUGUCCUCGAACCAGCCCCAUCGCAGCCAGAACAAGUUGACCAGAAGCACUUCCGCCUGACCAAGCUUGCCGAUCUCGGCGUUGCCACAGAACACGUUCUUGGUGUUGAAGUACUUCCAGGCUCUGACGGAUGUGUGAAGCUCGGAUUGAGCUGGCAAAAAAGCUUCGUCAGCGAAGCUUUUGGCAGCUUGAUGCUUGAGCAAUUCAAUCGCAGCUUGGCUGCACUUUGCGCCUCCUGUGACGUCAACGUUCAGUCCUUCCUUCGAGAGGGAACCUAUCCGGAUCAGGAGACGUCAUCAUUGUACUCUGUCACAAAGAUGAUCGAGCAAGCCCAACUUCGAAAGACACUUUUCGCAGGCGUCAGCAGCUCGCUCAAUAAAGAGGCGAUCUCCGAGAAUAGAUGUGCUGUCGAGGUCUACCAAGAUAUUGCCGAUGCUGCGUCCAGGCGAAAGCCAGCGGCUACUAUUUCGUAUGCAGAGCUCGAACAUGCUAGCAACGGCGUCGCAAGCUUGCUAGGCCAUCUCCCGCGCAACUCUGUCGUCGGUGUGUGUUUAAAGCGUAGCUUGGAGAGCUACAUCGCUCCACUUGCAAUCUUGAAAGCGGGCCACGCCUACCUGCCGCUCGAUGCAACCCUUCCAGUCGAUAGGAAGAAAGAGCUUCUUAAGGACAGUGCUGCCGCUGUUCUGAUCAGCUCGAGUCAAGAGCCUGAACUUCACUCGAUUGCUGAUGUACAGAACCUCGAUGUCAACUCUGUCAGCUUUCAAGACGCAGCCAAGAAAAUCGAUGCAACCGUAACGGUGGAGACAGGGCCAGACGAUGUUGCUUUCAUCAUCUACACCUCAGGCUCCACUGGCAAGCCCAAGGGCUGUCUACUGACCCAGGCCAACCUCGCCGCUGCUAUCGAAGGCUUCCACAUCACAUACGAGCGGGAAGCGCCUGGCUCCUUCCAGUCUCCAGCACGCUUCCUGGCCCGAUCGGCUGAAGCCUUUGAUGUUCAUCUGCUCGAGAUGUUCCUCUCGCUACGUGUUGGGGCCACAAUCGUCACCGGACCACGUGCGCUGAUCCACGACGACAUCGCCAAGACCAUGUCCACGCUCGAAGUCACCCAUGCUUGCGUUGUGCCCUCCCUCUUCUUCAGCAAUGGACAGCGCGUCAAGCCCAGUGCUGUGCCCUCGCUCCGAGCUCUCAUCAUUGGAGGCGAAGCCUUGACUCUAGACCUGUGCCAGCUGUGGGGAAGUGAGGGAGCUGAACGGCCUGUUGUUCUCAACGCGUACGGGCCUAGUGAAGCGACCAUCGGCAACUCAAUCGCUCGAGUCAGCAAGCGCUCACGUCCAAGCAACAUCGGCGCUCCCUUCCAUGGAACGCAGUACUUGGUUCUCAAAGAAGUCGACCGCCGGCUGGUCCCAACUUUGCGGGGAGAGCCGGGCGAGCUUUGCAUCGGAGGAGACCAAGUUGGCAAAGGCUAUCUCAACCGUCCCGAGGCCUCGUCGUUCACUGAGUAUCAGGGACAGUGGAUCUACCGUACUGGAGACAUGGUGCGACUGCAUCCAAAUGACAAAGCCGAUUAUCUUGGCCGCAUGGAUGGCUCCCAGGUCAAGGUACGAGGUGCUCGUCUCGAACUCGGCGAAGUGGAUGCAGCGCUUACGGCUUGCCUCAAUCAGGAUCUCGGACAGACUGGGUCAGCUGUGACGAUCCAUGUGGACCAUCCGAAGAUUGAAGGUCCCGCUCGCCUCGUGUCCUUCUUCGCCCGCGAGGGUGCUCGCACGGAGGAGGAAGAUGCUUGCGAUCCAGCGAAGCUGCUUCUGCAGAGCUCUGACACUGCUACACGAGCAGCGGAGCUCAGGAAGCGAGUUCGCGUGAGACUGCCUCAGUACAUGGUUCCCAGCAUUGUGCUCCCCCUGGUCUACCUGCCAAUCUCGUCGCUAUCAGGCAAGGCCGACCGCCGAUUGCUCAAAGAUUUGUAUCACUCAAUCGAUCUCAGUCAACUAGCUAAUGCCUCUGCCACAGAUGGAACGCAGAAGCGAGAGCUAACAAGCAACGAGAACACGGUGGCCGACACCGUGCGCGCCACAAUUCGCCUGGUGUCAGACGUCGAACUCACGCACGACCUCGAUCUGAUCAUGGCAGGACUAGACAGUCUGACGGUUGUGACUCUGGCAAGCAAGCUCCGAAAGCUGAACUUUGACGUCUCGGUCUCUUCCAUCAUGAAUGAACCCUCCAUUGAAGCCAUUGCUCGUCGACGCUCGAGUAAGGAUGGGACCUCCGUACGUGAUGCGGCUCUUGAUUGGGAGCGCAAGGUAUCUGAGCUCACUGCUAAAGCCGCUGCCUUGCCGCAGUAUAGUCAGACGCAGAUCGAAAAAGUCCUGCCUUGUGUUCCUAUCCAGACUGCGUUGAUCUCACAAGCCAUCUCGGAAGAUCGUGGCACUCCACGCUACAUCACUACUAUCACCGUCAACAUAGCACGCGGACACUUCACAACAGAGCAGAUCCGCUCUGCCUGGAUGGACACCCUUGCAAGACAUCCUAUCUACCGCACCAUCUUCGCAGAGAUCGACCGUGCGCUUGUGCAGGUCGUUCUCUCCCCCGAAGCCUUAGCCUCGAGCUGGUCCCUCGCUGCGGAGGAGCUCCCGCCUGCCAAAGAGCUAGAAAUGUAUCACUCGCGCACGGCUCGAGAGAUCGCUGCCACCUUGGACAGCCAGCCUGCCCUGCGGAUUAGGCUUUGGAACAGUAAGGGCUUGGCCCCAUCGCUCACCUUGACCUGUUCACACGCGAUCUAUGACGGUGAAUCGAUCCGAAUGCUCUUGAAGGAGGCAUCUGAUCGCCUUCAGGGUCAACUGAAAGAAGAACCCGCGACUCCCUUCGCAGUCGCGACCCGCGCCAUUGUGGGUGAUGCCAGGGAAGAAGCGACGAAGAAGUUCUGGAGAGAGACACUCGCGGGCUUCUCAAUCACUCAAGUUCCGAACCUAACAGGUGUGCGACCGGAAAAUCGUCCCAGCAAGAGUGAAGAGCUGACGAUCAUAUCAUCUCAGUCUUAUUCGAAACUGGAGGUGGUAGCGCGUUCCAGCAAAGUCACUGUUCAGUCCAUCCUGAUUGCUGUCUUCGCCCACCUUCUUGGUCUUUACGUCGGCGAUGACGAGGUCACUCUCGGUCUGGUACUGUCAGGCCGCAGCAUUCCGGUGGGCAAUGUCAAGACAAUUCACGGACCUUGCGUCACAACGGUGCCAUUUCGUCUGUAUGAGGCGAGGAAGCCUCUCUCGCUGGAUCUUUGCGUUCGCGCUCAUCAUGUGGUCAAUGCGCUGCUACCGUAUCAGCAUGUAUCGUUGCCGCAGCUGAUGCGCUGGCUAGACCUCUCACGAUCGCCGUUCGAGGCGCUAUUCUCGUACUUGGGUCGGGCAACCUCGUCUUCAGAGCCGCUUCUGUUUUCUGAAGGAGCGACGCGGAUGGAGAGGGACUACCCUCUUGCGCUCGAGGUCAGCGCCACUGAUGACGAUGUCAGCCUUCACCUCGCCUUCGACUCUCGUUUGAUCCCUGUGGAGCAAGCCAAGCUAAUGCUAUCUCAGUACGACUCUGUUCUCACCUCCUUCACUGGAGUAAAGCAGAGUCCUUCUAUCGAAGCCGAGCUACUGUCCAUCCUGAACAAGGAUUGCUACGUGCCUGCAUCGCCGAGCGAGAGUUUUGUCGCCCGCUUCACCGAGCACGCUAGCAAGACUCCUGGGGCUUCUGCUAUUGCUUUCACUCUAUCCAUGCGUGAGACCCCGAAGAUCACCACUUACGCGGAGCUGGAUUCGCUCAGCUCCACCAUCGCUCACCGCUUGGCUGACAAGCCUGGCCAGUUCGUCGGUGUGCAUCUCAACAAGGACGGCCCUGAACUCUACGCCACCAUCCUCGCUAUCUGGAAAGCGGGCAAGGCCUACUUGCCCCUUGAUCCUGCCCUGCCCGCCGAGCGUCUGUCGUACAUGAUCGAGUCUGUCAGCGACUGUCCCGUGAUCGCUAGUCAGAGUACCAGAGCAAAUCUGGCCACUUUCCAUUGCGAGGUGCUCGACCUCGCCGAUUUGGCCAAGACAUGUACCAAUGCAUUCGAGCUCCCUAAGCCCAGUCUCGAUGCUCCAUGCUACCUCUUGUUCACUUCAGGCUCGACUGGCAAGCCAAAAGCUGUGCAGAUCAAUCAGCGUGCUUUGGCCGGCGCUCUUUAUUCGUGGGAACGCAUUCUUCCCUUCACACAACAGUCACGCUUCCUGCAGCUGGCCUCGAUCGGUUUCGACGUGUGUCUCAUCGAGAUGUGCAUGCCGCUUUCCCUUGGAUUCUCGAUCGGCACCGCACCCAAGCAAGAACUUCUCGAGGACUUAACCCAUUCGAUCAAGCAUCUCGGCAUUACCAUCGCCGACUUGCCUGCUGCCCUUGCUGGAACGGUCCAUCCCGACGACGUGCAGCUUGAGUGGCUCAUGAGUGGAGGUGAUGUCAUCGAUGCUCGUGUUGUCGAUGAGUGGAACCAGGCAGGACGUAUCCUCAUCAAUGCGUGGGGUCCUACGGAGGCCACCAUCGGCAACACACUGGGUCAGAUCAAGACGGGCGCGACCCGGAACCUGAUCGGCCGCGUGUACCCCACAUCCUCGAUGUAUGUGCUGGAGGAAGGCUCGACCCGAGUCCUGCCGUCCGGUGCGAUCGGCGAGCUAGUAGUAGGAGGUCCACAGGUGGCCGACUGCUACCAUGGCCGCGACGACUUGACCGCCGAGAAGUUCAUUUAUCUUGAGGACGGCAGUCGAGUCUACCGUACUGGUGACCUCGGUCGAUUCCUGCACGAUGAGACGGUCGAAUGCCUUGGGCGAAUCGGCUCUGAUCGUCAAGUCAAGGUGAAUGGACAGCGGAUGGAGCUGGACGAGGUCUCGUCCGUGCUUUCUGCCCAGACUGGUGUUCAUGACGUUGAUGUCCAGUACUUGAAGCAUCCUUCGAUGGGCAUGAAGCAGCUGGUUGCUUUCGUCGCUGCUGCGGACUUGCGAGCCAAGGGUGAUGCCCUCAAGCCUCGAGAAGACGAGGCUGCGAUCGAGCUUUGCAAUCGACUCGAGCAGGAAGCGGCGAAACGUCUUGCUGCGUACAUGGUCCCAACACACUGGAUCGUGACCAACCGCGGUCUCCCGCUGACGCACAACAACAAGACAGACCACAAAGCUUUGUCGCAGUUUUACGAGCGGCUCGAUGCAUCAUUGCUCCGCUCUUUGGGCGCCAUGAGGGAGGGCGCUAUCUCGAGCCAGGCCUGGACUGAGUCCGAAAAAGAGCUGCGCAAGCUGAUCGCGCGUUUCAGCGACGUUCCAGAGGACCAGAUUGCAAGGACGACAUCCUUCCACCGCCUUGGAAUCGACUCCAUCUCUGCGAUUCGUCUUGUCAAAGAGCUGUGCGCCCUCGGGUACACCUUCACGGUUGCAGACGUUCUCAGCACACCCAACAUUGCUGCUCUAGCAGAGAAAGAGAAGGAGACCCCCCCUGCGCACAAGACUCAAGCCGAUUUCGACCUCAAGGAAUGGAUCAGAGAAACCACUGCUAUAGCGCAGAAAGCAGGAUGGAGACUGUCCGAUGCAGACUCGAUCGAGUCGAUCCUGCCGUGCACGCCUCUUCAGUCAGGCAUGAUCGCGCAGUCGCUUGCCUCCUCAGGUCGUUUGUACUUCCACCACCACGCAUUCGAGGUGUCGAAAGUGACAGUCGAUAAGGCAUCCAGUGCUUGGAAGAAGCUUGUCGAGCGUCUCGAUAUUCUUCGUGCCACUUUCCAUGCUGUCGAAGGUGAACACCCUUGGGCGCAGGCGGUGCACUCCUUAGUCGAGCCUCGUGUCAUAAAACACAAAGGAAGCUUCUCGAGCCCUGACCUCAACGCCCUCGAUGGACAGCCAUCCUUCGAGGACGAAGAAGCCUUCCGCGUUGCGCCUCAUGUCCUCCAUUUGUGGCCGAAAUCAAACGAGAAGGGAGACAGCACUAUCAUGCUCAGCAUCCACCACGCUCUGUAUGACGGAACUUCAUUGCCUCAGCUGCUCGAAGAUUUCGAAGCACUCAUCGCCGGCAACGAGCAGCAGCUGAUCACUCGCUUGCCCUUCUGCAAGUUGGCGCCUGCGCUGUUGUCGCGAGACAAAGACGUGCGGUACUGGACAGAUGCUCUGCAAGGGCUCCAACCCACUCUGCUUGCAGCCGCUUCAACCCAUGGUGCCGCCGUCUUGAUCGAGAAGGAAAUCGCUUUGACAGCUCAAGAGCUCGAGAUCCAGUGCCGAUCCAUUGGAGUGUCUCCGCAGGUGCUCUGCAACCUUGCUUUCGGCAAGUUGCUAGCUCUCGAGAGCGGCACGCGAGAUGUUUGCUUCGGCCAGCUCUUUGGUCUUCUGGAUCUCAUGCCAGAGGCCGAUACCGCGGUUGGACCGGCUUUCAACACUGUGGCUACUCGCAUCCGAUUUGCGGAUCUCGAAAAGCCUGCUAAGCAGGUUGCGGUUGCGUUGCAGUUAGCCAAUGACGCCGGACGACCGCAUCGACGCGCUGCUCUACGUGAUGUCCAAGCCAAGCUACACCGCGGUCAGCUCUUUGAUGCUCUCUUUGACUAUCAGCGGGCAUAUGAUCAGGCUGACAACAGCCGCUUGCGCGCGCUCGACUUGCCCGACAGCGGAGAAGAGAGCGCACAGUACACGCUCAACGUUGCCUUUGUUCAGGGUCCAAGCAAGAUGUCGAUUGUUGCCAAAGCAGACAGUCAGCGUUACGAUGCUCAGCGCCUUGCUGCCGUGGUAGAUCGACUCGAAGAGCUGUUGAAGCACCUCUCCAGCCACGUCGACGCUUCAGUCUCUGCUUUGCCGGAGAGCUGCAGUGACACUGCAUUCCCCACAUACCUGCCUGAAGGCACGUCUGCGGUCAACGGCUCCACUCACGCUAACGGUAAGCCGAGCACAAAUGGAGAUGCACAGCUCAGCGAAGAAGGUCGUCAGCUGGCUGCUAUCAUCAGCAAGGUCUCAGGAGUUGUCGAGAGUGAGCUGCAAGGCGACUCUCGUUUGUCCACGUUGGGUCUCGACUCGAUCUCUGCGAUUCGCAUCGCCUCGCAGGCGCGCAAAGCUGGUAUCGACCUGCGUAUGGGCGAGAUCGUUGCCGGGGAGACCAUCAAUGGUAUCCUUGCUCGCCGAUCUCAGGCGAAUGGAGCUGGAUCAGGAACUGCAGGCAAAGCGAAUGUUCGACCGAACGGGCACGCGAAUGGCAAUAGCCAUGUCAAUCGUGUGUCCACCGUGUCACCCGUCCUGGCACAGCAGGUCGCAGUACAGCUAGGAGUCGAGGCAGAUCGUAUCGAGCGCGUGCUUCCCAUCCUUGCCGGACAAAAGCUGUGGCUCGCAACUUGGACUCAGUCGAAGGCUGGACGAGGUGAAGGCGGGUACAGCUUCGCUUACCGUCUUCCAGGCGUAAAUGCGGCCAAGGCUAAGAGCACUUGGGAGAAGCUGCGCCAGUUGCAGCCGAUCCUUCGCACCACUUUCCUUCUCAGCCAGGAUGGAAGCGCCGUGCAGGUCGUGCUCAAGGCCGAGUCGAGCCCGGAACAGACACACUUCUCAGAAGUGAGCGUGGAGAAUAGUGACGUCGAGGCUGCAGCAAUUGCCGUCGUUGCUCGCCAUGCUGCCGACGGCUGGCCUGACCUCUCAAGGCCACCCGUUCAGCUCACCCUGGUGGGUGACAUCCUCGUCUUCUCACUACAUCACGUCCUCUACGAUGCUUUCUCAAUUGAGAUGCUCGUUCAUGAUUUCGGACUGCUGCACCACGGCAGCAACCCGACAAGCUCAAACAAGUGGGUGCAAGCCGUUGAGCAUAUUGCGGACGAGCAACAGCAGAUCCGAGCAGAUGCGGAGCGAUACUGGUCUCAGUCACUCUCGACAGCAUCCAGCGGACUCUUGCCCGCUGUAGCUACUGCCACCGAUGCUGUAGAAGCGUUCCACGCCGAGCGCAAGGCCAUUUCUGUGUCUCCCGAAACGGACGCGAAGAUGCGAAAAGCUGGCUUGACACUGCCUGCAAUCGUGCUUGCAGCUUGGUCGACUCUGCUGUCCGAGCGUUUGAACACCUCUGUCGCAUCGUCGCCUGUCUUUGGCUUGUAUCAGCUCGGUCGCUCAGCUGCAGUCGAUGGCAUUGAGAAGGUGCAAGGACCACUCCUGAACAUGCUUCCGAUCAAGAUCGAAGGAGUCUCGGUCCUGGACAAGGCUCGAGCAGCGACGAAGGAGCUUCGCUUGCGAGGCCUCUACGAGCAGACCGACUUGGUUGACGUACACCGAUGGGCUGGGCUUAGCACAUAUAAGCCGAGCUACAAUACUUUUGUCAACUUGCUCAUCACGUCGAAAGAGGCUGACGACGGUGAAGAGGCUGUAGACGCGAUGCAGCCUGUUGAUCUGGGACAUCCGUUCAGCUACGCUACAAAGGAUGAUCAAGUUCAGAAAGGCAUCGAGAUUCAGACAAAGGCGACAGUUGUCAAGACUCACGCUGCGAUCUGGCAACCUGACGUCAACGUCGAUGUUGUGCUUGGCGGAAACGACGGGGUUGACAUCGCAAUUAAGGCCAAGAUUGCUGUGAUUGGCGAAGCAGAGCUGCCUUCGGUCGUGCGUCGACUGGCAAACUUGGUUCACAAGGCAUUGAGUCAGCUCUGA
Ustilago hordei is the source of this 12477-nucleotide messenger RNA. RefSeq names its product putative Ferrichrome siderophore peptide synthetase. The transcript has a single exon. Gene Ontology annotation, biological process: amino acid activation for nonribosomal peptide biosynthetic process; secondary metabolite biosynthetic process. Gene Ontology annotation, molecular function: phosphopantetheine binding; catalytic activity. The record is from RefSeq and is a predicted model, not a curated record. Bases 1 to 12477 code for a protein of 4158 amino acids. Lineage: Eukaryota; Fungi; Basidiomycota; Ustilaginomycetes; Ustilaginales; Ustilaginaceae. Gene Ontology annotation, cellular component: cytoplasm.